Molecule: messenger RNA, 840 nt
Organism: Aricia agestis (brown argus)
Lineage: Eukaryota; Metazoa; Arthropoda; Insecta; Lepidoptera; Lycaenidae
Product: chymotrypsin-1-like
Exons: 6
Coding region: 1-840 (279 amino acids)
Biological process (GO): proteolysis
Molecular function (GO): serine-type endopeptidase activity
Source: RefSeq, a predicted model, not a curated record
AUGUCUAGCUUGUUGCUCCUGUUGGUGAUCACACCUAUGCUUGUAUCCUCAGAGUCAUCCGAGGAGGCCGUAACCCAAGCGCCUCAACCGAGUGCCCCAUUCCUGGUGUCGCUUCGCCAAACCUCUGAGGAUAAAAAAGGACCCUACUGCGCUGGUACCAUCAUCUCACCACGGGCUAUACUGACCUCUGCUUAUUGCCUUCAAAGAUUUGAAGAAGAACAACCACUAGAACUGUUAAAAGUGGUCGUCGGCACGAACGAGCUGGACAGCGGCGAGUCCUACGGAAUUGAGAAGCUUGUGAUCCACGAAAACUAUUACAAUGAGGACAACAACACCAUCCACGACGUGGCCAUUAUAUUCACGGAUGAGGAGAUACAGUUCAGUGAUGAAGUCCUGCCUGUGCUGAUGAGGGACACUCCAGUUGAAGAUGAAGAGGAGUUGAGGGCUUUUGGAUGGAGAAGUGCUGACGAGUCCCUUUCGAACGAGCUACUGGAGGUAGAAGUGAUCGUGGUCAUCAACGAUGAAUGUGGACAGGCUGGGUUGAUCUGUGCUUUACCGCCUGUACCCGUCUCAGAGGAAAGUCUUUGUGAGGGCGUUUCUGGAGGACCUUUGGUUGACUUGAAAGGCGGACUGGUUGGAAUCCUGAUAUCUGGUGUGGGGACGUGUGACACAGGAUAUCCAAACCUUUAUACAAGCGUGCAAGCGUAUUUGCCUUGGAUCGAGAAGAACUUAGUUGGCGAUUAUAUAAAUAGACACUAUUUGUAUGUCAAAGAUAACAGUGAUGAAGAUGGUGAUGAUGAUGAUGAACAAGGUGAAGACGCAUCUACCACAGACAACUAG